AUGGCGCGCCAACAACACCUCCGGCAAUACACCUUCAUCCUCUCUGCAAAUACGGCUCCCGGGGACACAAUCAAGCUUGUGGGAGAUCACGAAGCACUCGGCAGAUGGGACGUCUCACUGGGCAAGGAGAUGCAAUGUACAAACUUUCCCAAAUGGACAGUUGAGGUGAAUCUGCUCCCCAGUGCGGAGUUCCGCUACAAGUACGUGAAGGUGCGAGUGGACGGACAUCAUGAGUGGGAGCUGGAGUCUGGCGACAACCGCCACUUCCGUGGGCAUCGCCACCUCAUAGAAGAUGAGUUCAACGUGAGGAAGCCGCCUAUGCCAGUCGAGGACUUCCUCGUUGUCCCUGCUCGCAAUGCGCGGGGCAGCCCGGAGGAGGAGGUUCAGGAGGGCUCGCAUGUGGGGGUGAUCUUCCACUCAAACACCUUCGCUCACCUGGACUUCGUCAAGCGUGAGUUCGCCAAUGUCAAGGCCGAGCUGGAGGAGCUCCGUGGUAGUUUGAAGGCGACGACCCAGGCCCUGAAGAAGGCCGCGGGAGAGGACUCCAAGAUGGAGGCGCAAGUUAACGAGCUGCGGGGACGCCUCGAAGACUUCCAGGCAGAGCAGGCAGAGCAGAAGAAGGCGCAGGAGCAGAUGAGGCGGAGCUUCAGCGACCUGAGGCUUGAGGCGAAGGCCGAUCGGCUUGUGCCACAGAUCUUUGACAAGAUCAAGGCGAAGGCCAUCGAUGAACUGCUGCCCAGGAUCCUGGCGCAGCUUCGGGAGGAUCUCUUGGCCGAGGACGCCCGGCCGAAGACGUCGGCGCAGACCUCACCAAAUGCGCGGGCGGAGGAUUGUGCUAUUCAAGAUGUGGGCCUAACCAUGAACCCCAAACAUGUGCAAGCAGAAUCAAAGACCUACGCCUCGUAG
This is a messenger RNA of Symbiodinium sp. CCMP2592, 906 nucleotides long. The record is from the annotation of a GenBank genome assembly. Lineage: Eukaryota; Dinophyceae; Suessiales; Symbiodiniaceae.